UAAAAGCAGAAGAAGAUCACGAACUAGAGGAACUCGACCAGUUCCCCUCUGUUCCCUUACCUCAGUCAUGUUAUUAGUCACCAUGUUGGCGUAGAAGGAUAACCAAACUCAAAACAACCAUCCUGUUCUGACACGAACUAUUUAAAAUGGCAGGCGAGGAGGAGAGGGGGGUGGUUCGUGUCAAAGUCAAGAAAUGUGAUGGGGUGCUUCCUGUGGAAUUUCGCUCCUUUGCUGUUGAUCCUCAGAUAACAUCACUGGAGGUCCUGCAACACAUACUUAUCAGAGCUUUUGAUUUGAACGGGAAGCGGAAUUUUGGGAUCAGUUACCUGUCUCGAGAUCGGAGUGGUACUGGAAUGUAUCUAUCUCUGGUGUCUGAUUGGGAUUUGGAUGUUGCAUUUGUCAGCGCAGCCAAACCAUAUCUACAGCUCAAGAUGGACAUAAAGCCUUCAGAAGAGAGUCCUGUCAUGGAGGACUGGGACAUCAUAAGCCCCAAAGAUGUGAUUGGCUCUGAGCAGCUUCUUGCAGAGAGGACUAGGUCUUUGGCAUCUGCAGCUCUUCCCUUCACCCAGUCUCUACUGUCCCAGGUGGGCCGGACCUUGUCCAGAGUCCAACAAGCCUUCAGUUGGUCUUAUGGGGAGGAGAUCAAGCCUUUCAAGCCUCCUCUGAACGACGCAGAGUUUCACAGUUACCUUAAUGGACAGGGCCAGUUGACACGACCUGAGGAACUCAGACUGCGAAUCUACCAUGGUGGUGUGGAGCCUUCACUGCGCAAGGUUGUUUGGCGGUACCUCCUGAAUGUCUACCCUGAUGGACUGAGUGGACAGGAAAGAAUGGACUAUAUGAAGAAGAAGACAAGGGAGUAUGACCAACUGAAGAGAGAGUGGACAGCCCGGGUCAGUCACGAGGACCUUGAAUUUAUCCGUGGAAAUGUUGUCAAAGACGUCCUGAGAACAGAUCGGGCUCAUCCAUACUACGCAGGCUCAGAAGACAGUCCACAUUUGACUGCCCUUACAGACCUGCUCACCACAUUUGCCAUCACACAUCCACAGAUAUCAUACUGUCAAGGCAUGAGUGACAUUGCCUCCCCUAUACUUGCAGUAAUGGACAAUGAGGCACAUGCCUUCAUUUGCUUUUGUGGCAUUAUGAAACGUUUGGAGGGGAACUUCCGGCCAGAUGGGCAACUCAUGUCUAUUAAGUUCCAGCAUCUAAAGCUGCUUCUGCAGUACUCUGAUCCUGAAUUCUACUCUUACCUGGUGUCCCGAGGAGCUGAUGAUCUCUUCUUCUGUUACCGCUGGCUGCUUCUGGAGCUAAAGCGAGAAUUUGCAUUUGACGAUGCUUUGAGGAUGCUCGAGGUUACUUGGAGCUCCCUGCCCCCAGAUCCUCCUGAAACUGAAGUGGAGCUUGUUGGUCUACCACUGGAGACAACUGUAACAAUGACCUGCAGAGACAAAGACAAAACAGUUGAGAAUUGCCUCGAAGAUGAUGAGGAACAAAAAGAGAAGCAACGUAGGCGGCAUAUGUUGAGGCCAUCAAGAGAAGAACCAGAUGUAAACACAAAUGCUGUCAUAGAAGAAAAAGGCGGUGCUGGAAAGGGAGAUGAGGGCAGUGAUUGUGAUAUUCAUCAAAUGAGCAUGGGGAAGUCAAAUUUGCAGGCUCCUCUUUUUGAGAGGCAAACUAGUUUUGGCGAGUUUAAAUAUUAUACUGCCCGAAAUGAAGAUAACUUUGAUAUGGAAGAUACUCAGCAGCCACAGGGUUUGGUGGCUUCAAGGUCAGUACCAAGCAUUCCAAGGCGCCAGUCCACAAUUGACAGUGAGGAGGACCCAGGAGAGAGAACGCCUCUCAUAAAAAAUUGUGACAAUGGUUUCUCCCCAGUGUUGUCACCUCCCCCCUUUCCUAGUGGCUUUCCAAUUUGGAAAACUGGCUCCUCUGUCUCUCCCACAUCUUCAGCACCCUCCAGCUGGCCAGGAGCCUCUCCAGACUCUCCUCCAAAAUCCUCAUUCCCAUUCACAACCAGUGGAAGAGAGGCCUUACCAAGAACUGUCCCAAAAGUAUUUACUUCCUCUGCCCAAGUGUGCAGCAGUACAGGGAUCAACUCACCCACAACCCCUACUGUAAAGACAUCUGUUACAUCUCCCUCCCAUACUCAGAAUCGAUCUCUACUCUCUUCACCUAUUUUGUCAUUUGGAAGAGGUCACUCAUUGUCUGGCAGCAGAUCAUCCUCCAAUAGUCUCCCUUCACCUGACAACAAAUCCCCUACCACCACAGCUAACAUGCCCAGUUCUUUGAAAGCUGAGACCACCAGCAUCAAACCAUGUUCCCUGCCCCCUCCUCAAGAAUUUGGCAAAGGCAAUCCCUUCAUGCUGUUUCUGUGCCUGUCCAUCCUGCUGGAGCACCGAGACCACAUCAUCAAGAACAGCUUGGAUUAUAAUGAGCUAGCCAUGCACUUUGAUCGCCUUGUGCGGCGCCAUAACCUGAGCAGGGUGCUGCAGCGAGCCAAGGCCUUAUUUGCAGACUACUUGCAGAGUGAAGUGUGGGACUCAGAAGAAGGAGAUGAGGUUAGCUCUGACUCCCCAACAACAGCUACCACUGCUCCAUACUCCCCUUCUUCAACCAUCUCUGUUAGGCCAAUUUACAGUCCUUUAGCAUCACCUCAAUCGUCAUCUCCAAACUCGGCCAACAAACUUGCAAACACCACUCCCUCCCCAACAGCUGAAAUUUCCCUUUCCCCUACUUCUUGAUUCCACCAUACAAUAUUUGCUCCUCCUCCUCAGAUGACUGACUGUGGCCCAUUGGAGGUUGGGCUUUUCUUUUUUAGUCAGCCUUCCACACUGAAUUGGGCUGUUAAUUAUCCUCUCAGUCUGUGUAUGUUUGAAUUUUGAAUAUACACCUAUCAGCCACAACACUGGUGUGUAUAUAUAUUACCGUAUGUAUAUGUUAUGAUAAAAUGAAAAUAUAUAUUUGUGUUUGUAUGUAUGUAUGUAUAUGUAUAUGUGUGUGUGUGUGUGUAUGUAUAUAUAUACACAUACACACACACAUAUAUGUGUGUGUGUGUGUAUAUAUAUAUAUAUAUAUAUAUAUAUACUUGUGUGUGUGUGUGUGUGUGUGUGUGUGUGUGUGCGUGCACAAAGUAUCAGUCAAAAGUUUGGACAGACCCUCUCAUCAAGUGUUUUUUCUGAAGACAUCAAAACUAUGAAGGAACACAUGGAAUUAUAAACAAAACAAAAAAAAAGUGUUAAACAAACCAGAAUAUUCACAACACUCGUGGCAUUCUCUCAGUCAGAUUCAUGAGGCAGUCACCUGGAAUGGUUUUCCAACAGUCUUGAAGGAGUUCCCAGAGGUGCUGUGCACUUGUUGGCUGCUUUGCCUUCACUCUGCAAUCCAACUCAUCCCAAACCAUCUCAAUUGGGUUUAGGCUAGUUGAUAGUGGAGGCCAGGUCAUCUGUUGCCUGGGGGCAGUCCUCAUGAGAGCCAGUUUCAUCAUAGCAUUUGAUGGUUUUUGUGACUGUGCUUGAGGAUACAUUCAAAGUUCUUGAAAUUUUCCGUAUUGAUUGAUCUUCAUGUCUUAAAGUAAUGAUAGUCUGUAUCUAUUUACUUAGCUGGGUGGUUCUUGCCAUAAUAUGGAUUAGAACAGUAGUCAAAUAGAACUGUAUAGAACCAACCCCACCUCUGCACAACACAACUGAUGGUCUCAGACACAUUAAGAAGGCAAGAAAUUCCACAAAUUAGCUCCUAACAAGGCACACCUGUAAACUGAAAACUGUUCCAGGUGACUACCUCAUGAAUCCGACUGAGAGAAUGCCAAGAGUGUGCAAAGCUGUCAUCAAAGCAAAAGGUGGCUACUUUGAAGAAUCUAAAAUAUAAAACAUAUUCUGGUUUGUUUAACAGUUUUUGUUUCCUACAUAAUUUUAUAUGUGUUCCUUCAUAGUUUUGAUGUCUUCAGUAUUAAUCUAUAAUGUAGAAAGUAAUAAAAGUAAGUAAUAAAAACAAAGAAAAGCCAUUGAAUGAGAAGGUGUGUCCAAACUUUUAAUAGGUUGUGUGUGUGUGUGUGUGUGGGUACACAUAUAUAUGUAUAUUCAACUCAUAUAUCCAACUCAUCUCUCUCUCACACACACACAUACAUAUAGUACAUAUACAUAUGUACACAUACAGUCCAUUCAGAAAGUAUACCUCUUCAUGUUUUUCACAUUUUGUAAUCUUGCAGCUACAAUAAAAAAAACUUUUUUUUUUCUCAUAAGUCUACACUCAGUAGCCCAUUAUGACAAUAUGAAAGCAUAGUUUUAGAAAUCUUUGCAAAUUUAUUAAAAAGGAAAAACUAAAAAAUAUUUAGACCCUUUGUUUUGACACUUGAAAUGUCAAAUAUCUCCCAUUUCUCUUGAUCAUCUUUGAGAUGAUUUACACCUUGACUGGAGUCUACCUGUGGUAAAUUCAAUGGAUUGGACAUGAUUUGGAAAGGCAGACACCUGUCUAUACAAAGACAAAGACAGGAUUGUGUUGAGGAAUCUGGGGAGGGCUACAAAAAGUUCUGCUGUAUUGAAGGUUCCCAAGAGGACAGUGGCCUACAUAAUCCUUAAAUGGAAGAAUUUUGGUACAAUGAGGAGAGAAAGAUCAUGUGUGGCGAUGGGAGAAACUUCCAGAAGGAGCUUUAUGGCAGAGUAAAUCUCUUCAGUGAGAGCUUGCAAAAAAGCACCGAAAGGACUCUUGGACUAUGAGAAAUGAGAUUCUCUGGUCUAUCCUGAUACAGGAUUGAGCUAUUUGGCCUCAUUUCUAAGCAUUAUGUCUGGCAGAAACUAGGCAUGGCGCUAAGAAUUGGUUGUCCUGGAAGUUUUUUCCCUUCGCCACACAGGAUCUCUCUCUUUUAAGGGUUUUUGUUGUUGUUGUUGUUGUUUUUUGUUAUUUUUAACACAAGACUAGAAUGUAACAGAAUGUGAAAAAAGUGAAGGGGUCUGAUUACUCAGAUGAAUGCACUGUAUAUGUAACACUAAAAUCACUGACAGAUGUCGGGAAUAACACUGAUCAUCCACAACACUCCCCAGUGUAAGAGGCCUUCCUCAGCAGAACAAUGCACCCACCACACUGCAAAAACUGCUCAGAAAUGGCUAAGAUGUUGACCUGGCCUCCAAAGUCCCCAAAACCUAAAUCAAUCAGUAACUUGUUUUAAUGUUGAGGGUCACUGUUGUAUAUUUAUGUUCCUUGUGUCAAUAGUCAAUGUAAUUUAUUUCUUUUGCCAUCAAUCUUUUUAAUUGAUGAAAGGAUUGUCUGUCCUUGAGUGGGGUCGAAUUUCUCAUCGUGCCGUCUGAGGUUGCUGAAGUAUGGCAUGUCUAACCCUGUGAUUCAGGCAUUUAACAGUCAGACAGUUGGGCUGUCUGAGCUAUGCCAGAACCAACAGAAGUUUAGCCACUUGGUGCGUUUAGCCUGUGUUGUCCUCUUAAUUAAGUUUGUUUACAAACUCACGUUGUGUACAGUAAACCACAAAAGUAUCUUAACUAAAGCAUUCGAAUUAGAGACGAGAAGAAAAAAAUGUGGUAAAAAAAACAAUAAAAAUAGAGCAGUCAGAUGACCGGUCGACACACGGUCAGUGUGUAUGUUGCUAGCUAGCUAUGGUUAACAUCUGUAAUGUCACUGGCUUUUGGGGGCCAAUAAACACAGACUGCACAGUCUAGUGAUCAAAUGACACAAGGUGAAAAUUUGCUUUGCCUUUGGUCAGAACACACUUUAAAGGCCCAGUUACACCAGCUACUAUGACAGUGAAAUUUUAGACCAAAAGAAGUAGAUUUUAAAGGGAUGAGUAGAUUAGUUUAGGAGGAGAGCUUUUGUUUUGAAUUCGCCUUUUCUGAACUUUUUCUGAACUUUGAUACCUUACUCUAUACCUUACUCAGCCACGAGCAUUCCCUACACAGAUUGGGGGCAAAAUCUAAAUAUUAUUUUUUAUCUGAUUAUGUCUUCAGUUUCAUUUUGUAAUGUCAAUUCCCUGUCAGCCCUUCUAUAAUAAAGGCAUAAAAUGGUCAAAAACAUUUUUUUUAAGAAUCCAAAAGUGAGAGCGUGGAAAUAUUGGAUUUAAAAUCUGGGUGUCAGCAUUUUUUCACUCUGGGCAAACUAUAGACCUUUAUGACAUCAUGAAAAUACAUUCUUCUGAUUUAACAGGCUGCAUGACAACAAGUUACUAGGUCUGGCUAGGUAUAACAAAUUUACAUUUAUUACACAUCAAUGAACCUGCUCCAUAAACAUGCAGAAAUUAGAGAAAAUGGAGACUAGAGAGAAAUAAAUAUAAUGAACUAGAGUUUUUUCCUGAGUCCUGAGUUCAGAGAUCCACUCCCACACACAAGGAUGGUGUGUCUGUUGUUGCUCUAUGGUCAACAUUUCUGCCAGCAGUGGGGGAGAGAAAAAAAAAAAACAUACAGACUGCACAAAAAAGCCCAGCACUCAAAUUCAUGCAGGACUUCAGACAGAAAGUAAAGCUAAUUUUUGCCUUAACACGUUUUGAGAAAUAUCAUUGAUGAGUUAUGUCAUUGGAGGGAUCUCAGCUUGUAUUUGGAGACUACAAAUUUAUAACAGAAAGCCUUCAUGACAACCUUUGGCAGCAAAGUUUGAAAGACAAGGACCUUUAACAGGCAGUGAGGGUCUAUCAAAGGGAUCCUAUUGAAUUGCAUUAUGGGAAAUGGAGGGUGCUGUGUUCUUGGAAGUUUGACCCAGUUGGUUGACCUUUGCCUCUGCUGUUUUAAUUUUGAGCACUUUAUACUUUCUUUUGUUCUCUUUACAGCUGUCUGCAUUGUGUCAUACAGGGUGAUCUAAAAGCCAGUCCUUGGGCUGAGAGGUAUUUGACUGAUUUGAACUGAUUUGAAUGAAACUAGAUUGUAUCAAUUUUAAACCAUUUAAGAUAUGCAGUAAAACAGCAUCUAACCAAAAUUCACAGGCUCUACAUAUUUCUGCAUGAAUCAUAUCUUAAGAUCUCAUUUACAUUUUCAGAAAGCCCAUUACUGACAGGACAAGGGAAACAUUUGUCAAAAAAUGGAGCUAGAGUCAAAAAUAUAAUAUACUAAAUCUAAAUUAAAAAAUAUACAUCUAUAGUGUUUGAAUUAGGGCCUAUUCUGAAGUAGUUUUAUUGUUGUCAUUCUUUUUUUUCCCUAUCUUCCAUAAUUGAAAAUGUCAUUAAUCAUAAAAUGAAGGAGCUGGAGAUGUUCCGAGCACCUCAGGAAUAUUUUUUAAAUUAUUUUAUUCCUAAUAAAGCAGACUUGAAAAA
This is a messenger RNA of Lates calcarifer (barramundi perch), 7237 nucleotides long. It is a transcript of the gene tbc1d25, whose product is annotated as TBC1 domain family, member 25. Gene Ontology annotation, molecular function: GTPase activator activity. Lineage: Eukaryota; Metazoa; Chordata; Actinopteri; Centropomidae. Gene Ontology annotation, cellular component: autophagosome. The record is from RefSeq and is a predicted model, not a curated record. The transcript has 7 exons. Bases 147 to 2738 code for a protein of 863 amino acids. Gene Ontology annotation, biological process: activation of GTPase activity; regulation of autophagosome maturation.